AUGAGAAGAAGUGAACAAAUAUUAGAAUUGGCUCUUAUACAGGCAAAAGAAGAAAGUUAUAAAGCAAAAAAACGUCCACAGUAUGAUGCAGAGAGUGAUGUGGUAAACAUACAAAUUCCCAUUUCAAUUACAAACAGCAGGUGGGUUGAGGAUAGAGUGGUGAGUAGCCCUAUGAAUAGUGACCAGAAAAACAAGCAACAAUGGAAAAGAAAUGUGGCUGCUAAAGCAAGAGAAUGUGGAGAAAGUUGCUUAUCUCGUAAAGGUGUAGUGAUUCCUGCCAAGCGCAUUAUUGAGGAUAAUAUUAUUUCUAAUGAGAAAUGUCGAUUAAAAUGUUCAACUAGGAUUAAACAAGAUACAAAAGUAUCAAUUUUAAAUGACUUCUACUGA
This is a messenger RNA of Diabrotica balteata, 387 nucleotides long. NCBI's taxonomy places the organism in Eukaryota, Metazoa, Arthropoda, Insecta, Coleoptera, Chrysomelidae. The record is from the annotation of a GenBank genome assembly.